ACUUGUUUUACAAAAUAUACGAGAGCUUACAUUAAAGAAGAAGCGGAUAAUGUAUGAAACUAUAACUUCAGUAAUGUAAGUUUGAUAGUUUAAUCAGAUUAGAAAAUUCUCUGUGAGUGCGCACAUUAUUUAUGAGAUAAACGUCAACCGAGCGUGUACGUAAGAGAUGAGAUUAAAGACAAAGCUAACACUUCCAAUUUCUUCUAGAUACUAUCGUCGUAAGUUAUAGUUUUCUGAAAGGUUGGAUAUAUUGUUGAACACGGAAAACCGCUGAUUACCAGUUCUUAUUAUGUAUAGAAAUAUCUCAUAAAACAAAGAAUCUUAAUAAUAAAAGUAUAUGACAAAAUCAUUUUUAAUAUUUUGUAUAAAUUUAAAAACUUUAAAUUUAUAAACCUUGAUAACGUAACUCAAUUUUACUUUAUAAUUGAAUAUCAUAACUUGUGCCUUUAAUUAGUAAUAGUUAAAUGUAAAAUAUGUUAUAUUGAAAUACAUGAACUUAUAAUAAAGAAACUUUAAUAUAGUAUUGAAAUAAUACGUAUAUUAUAAAAAACAUAAAUAACAAUAUCGUAUAAAUUCAUUAUUAAUAUUACAUUACGUCAAGAAAUAUUGACAAUAUAGUAUGAUAUCAUAUUAUUAAUAUUGUAAACGUCUAGUAUAAAUCAAUGUUAAAACAAAAUGUGUAUAAAACAACGUAACAAAAUAAACUAUUGUUUAAUUAAUGUACAAUAAAUAUAAAAUGUAUUCGGAAUAAAAAAUGUAUUUGAAAGUUUUAACUCUCUAUGAUGACGAUACACUAAUAGUCGUUUUAACAAUGUGGUGGAAACUCGAUCCGCAGAAAUCGGUGAAUAAAGAGAGGUUGGAAAAAAUUCCGAUGGACGGUAUGUCGUUGGACAAUUAAUUUCAGCGCGUACCGCAACUAGUUACCUUCACCGCUCUUUUAUGCCGCACAGACUUUUGGGCGAAACAAUUUUGUUUGCGGGUCUCUCGUUAUUCCGAGGUUUUUGCGGCAGCAACAGCGUCAGGGAUAGAUGGUAUUGCCAACAGACAAGCAAAGCCAGACUAUGAGGGGCGGUACUUUUCCGCUGAAUUAUUGAUGACAACGUAAUAGAUCUCAAUGGAAUAAGACCCGUGUGUGUGUACGUUGUGUGUAUCUACACAUAUCUUUAUAAUUGUUAAAUAAUCACAAUUAAUUUAGAAUUUUAUAAAAAUAAUUUCUUAAGGUUUCAUGAAAAAUGUUACUUGCUUUUUUCAAGUGUUAGAAAUUGAUCAAUUUUACUAAUUAUGUUUAUUAAAAAAUAAAUAACAAAAUAAAAAUACAAACACACACAGUUCUGAUUUAAACAAUAAUUUUAUUAUCGAUAAACUUUACAUGGUUGAGCAUAUAAUCAAUAAUUUUUUUCCUUCAUUAACUAAUUUUAUGAAGAUGUAAGAAAUAAUUAUGAUAUUUCUGCUGAAAGACAGGUUGUAUAUAGUAAAGAACAACUUGUUUUCCCAUAUUAAAGCCGCUACACGAUCCGAUCACAUUGCGAUAAUUAAUCAGUACGAUUGAAGAUUACAUCAAUCUACAGUUAUUAUGUCGCGUUGCGUAAGAAGUAUUUCUCAUGCGUACAUACGAUGCAACACUUGAUAGGCAUCCUUCAUGACUCAAUGAAUGUGUAUUACUGAUUCUUGAUCAAUCCUUAAAUUAAGUGUCUGCAAAUAUCUUAAAUAAGAAUAAAAGUCGUAAUGAAUCUCAAGUGUCGCGUGUACAUCAGUCAGCGUUCAGUUCUUUGCCAACAUCAAUUUGAAUCUGCUAAAACAAAUGUUCUCCACAGUCAUAAAAUACAUAGGCCGUUUACCAUAAGUUUCACUUGCAUUUUUAUGCAAACCAUAGUAUGAAUUUUUAAUGCAUCUUUUUGAUCUCCGUCAAACCAGCAGACACGCAGUCGGCAAUUCAUAUUGGUUCUUAUUGUCGAGUGUAAGGUGAAAUAUUCGAUUGACCAAUCUUUCCGAACUGUUUUCUGUGAGCGGAAGGAUUUACAACCGGUUUUACACGACGGAUACGUUGUAGUCAAGCCGGAGAUCGGGGGAUACACGUGCGACAGCGCAUCUUCGGCUUCUCGCGACGAGGCAAGGCUAGCCUACUUUCUCUACAAAGAGAAUUUUUUAAGCGACGUAUGAGGAGGGCUGUCUCUUCUCGCGCUCUUCCCCACAUCAUCUCUCUGUACGCCCUCUCACUCUAUCUCUCUCUCUCUUUUUCUCUGCUCCUCUCUCUUGUCUCCGUACCCUUAGGCGCACUCACUCUCUCCUCUUCCCGGGUCGCCUUUCCACGAUUCACCCGGCAACUUCAGUCGACAACUCUUCCAACUGGUAGUCUUCUCGGAGUCUAUAUAAGCGGAGUCUUCAUACGAGACUGGACAUUUUUUGUGUUAAUACUGGCGAGUCGUGGUGCUCGCUUGUCAAAGAGGCUACGGCCCGACGAAUGCCAGUAUGGUGCGCGCGACGUGUGAUAUGAAAAACCACCGUUAAAUCGUAUACGACAAGCUCCGGUUAGGCGUGAUUUCCCUUAAAGUGCGGUGGCGAAAAGCAAAGGGAACACUUCAAGAAUAAGGAGAGUCACGUAGUGUCGGAUAAUCUGUGUGUAGUGCCGAGAUUGCGGCUUACGUGCGUGUGUCAUGGUUAAAUUCAAGAUGCUAUUCGCGCUGUUCUGCAUCCUGUUAAUUGGACAUCACGUGCAAGCGGUAGUCAACAAGGCGACUUCGCAAGUACCGUUAAGCAAGGAAGAAGAGAAGUCCAAGGUUAAAGCCCAUGACAGAAUAAGUAAUACUUUCGAUUCACCAUCCGACGAGUAUGGGCCACCGUUGGGAUCUGGUUUUAACGGACCAGCGCCGGUAUAUGGGCCUCCGGAAUUAGUCGGCAAUGUUGGACCGACGCCUAUUUAUCCACCGCCACCGCCGGAAUUGCCGCCGCCCGUAUUCGGAUCGUUGGCCAUCGGCUACGGACCACCACGAAAUAUCAAACCGCAAUAUGGGCCGCCAAAACAAAGUUUCGGCUUAGCAACGUCUUCCUUUCUUUCUAAGCCUAUUUACGGCCCGCCGAAACUUCAUUACGGAUUGCCGAAACAACAUUUUAUGCCGCCGUUGGCUUCAUUCCCACCGUUCAGAUCACCGAAACCUCAGUACGGUCCACCAUUGAAGUUCGUCGGUACAUCGAGUCAGCAAUAUAUACCGCCUAAGCCAGGUCACGGACCACCUAUCCCUAUAUCGCUCGAGACUUACGGUCCACCGCCUCCGAAAUUAGCUAUUCAGUUUAAUCCUCUACCCAAUGACGAGUACGGUCCGCCGCCGCCGCCCGUAUCUGUGCCGCAACCGCAAUACGGUCCACCAGCUGGUGAUUUAUACGGACCUCCACCGCCAGCACCUCCGCCAGGAGUUCCAGCGCCACCCACACCCCCUGACAUAAAGUACGAUGGAUGGCAGCCCAUCGCGGGAUUGGCCACCACCCCUAAUCAAAGUGGUCCUCCGACAGAUACGUAUGGCGCUCCCCUCGAUGCGAAGCAUAAUUAUGUCGAAAGUUCGUCGGGAUUACAAUUGUCUCAUGCUUCAUUGAGCGCCUCGAUGGAUGCGAAUGUGCCCAGCGAUUCUUACGGCGUGCCGUUACAAAAUCCUGAAGAUCAAAAUUUGAAGACGUCCGUGCACGAGUCCUCGGCUUCUUCGGAGAGUAAUGGAUUACCGCCGCCGCUGUUGCCGCAGAACGAACCAUUGCACAACAAUCAAGGUCCGGGUGUUAUCACUACGACCGGUCAAUCGACCGAUCACCAACAAUUCGGUCGACAACAAUUAAACAUGCACGAAACGCCAAAUAUCGAACCUUUGUCCAUCGUAAAGACAGUAGGAUUUGAACUGUUGCCUGCAACUGGCGCUUUGAAUCCGGAUCUCUCAUUAUCAGGUGGUACUUCUGACGUUUCAUCAUUCAAUCAAGUCUCGAAUUCGAUUACCAAUUCUGCUCCGCUUCAUUCGGGUCUAGAAUUGACAUCAAACAAUGGCGCGUCUCAAGCAGAUGCUCUAAAUAGUGGCGGAGAUUCUCACGGAUUUCAGAAUGUAGGGAACGAUCUGUCCUUGCAGCAACUUCCGCAGCAAGCGCCGUCAAAUGAUUACGGCCCGCCUUUAACUGCUGAUAUAUCAGGAGCAUCAUUACUUUCUCCUCCACCUUUAAAUUCUUAUGGUGCACCACCUCUCUCUUCUUACUCGCCUAACGGACCUUAUCCCGCGGCGCAUGGAGGACGCGGUCCGUUGUUUUCAUCAUUCGGAACGUUCGGAAGCCCUUUCCAUAAGCAGAAUCUGCAUUCUCAUAGGCUUCUUGGUCCAAUCAGACCACCGUCAAUUCCUGUUGGCUCUUUCAUACCACCGCGAAAUCGGGAACCGAUUAAAUUCCGAGAGCCAAUACCAACGGGACUCUUAUCGAAUAUUAAUCGAUAUUUGCCACCGUCUGCAAAACAGCAGUUACCGAAUCUCCACGUGCCAGUAUCUUUCCGCCAUACAUCGGGAUCGAGCAAUUUAUUUUCGGGCUCUUUUGCGUCGCCUGGCUUAUUUAAUGUACACAACUUGAAUUCUCCAAUUGCCGCGCCUCACGUUCAAUACGGAACUCCAUUAUCGUUCAACGAUUUCAACACACCAGCACCACACUUAACUUACGGAGCACCUAAUUUUGGCCCGCCGACUUCUUUUGUUUCAACGUCUUCCGGAUUUGGCAGUAAUCUUUACAGCGGAAUCAGUAAUACGCUGACAACAACGUACGGCACACCUGUAGUAAACGCGCCAUUAUCAAACGGCGGCAGUUACGAUUGCAAUUCCUUGCAGCCACUCUUGCCCGUGAACGGAGGGUUGCCUUCAAGAGGACUGCCCGCAAUUGGAGAGCUACCUUUAAGCGGUAGUUUACCUUCAGGUGGAGAAUUGCAUUCCGGCGGAGAGCUACAUUCGAGUGGAGGCUUAUCUUCAGGUGCUGAAGUGCUCUCGAACGAGGGGCUAUCGUUAGAUAGUGGAUUAUCCGCGCAUUCUAGCGGCAAGCUGCAACACGGUUUUGAAAAUGCAGGAACUUCCGCUGGAAACAUAGCAGACAAUCACAAUCCAGUUUUUACAGGAAACGAUAUAUCCGAUGUUAACAAUCAAAAUUCCAUUUUUGUAGAUAACAUAUUGCCACUUACAAAACCACUCGAUAACUUUUUAGGAGGGCCUCCGGUGAACACACUGGAUUUACAACAUAACGAACAACCGACGAUAAAUUUGAAAGACAGCUACGGUAAUCCCGUAGGACUGACUUACGAUUCGUCCGACGAAGCGAGUGAUGCUAAAGCUAUUCACGCAUCUGCCUCGGACGUUUCAAACGAGCUCUCCGCGCAGUCUAGUCCGUCUCGCAAUGUUUAUCCCGCGGCAGCAUCGUUCGAACGUGGCUCAGGAAUUUCGGCCGAAGCGUUGACAGCAAGUUUGACCGCUCAGGGUUUCAGCCAAGAAAAGAAUAUUGGAUCAAAUGAAGUUGACGCUAGUCAAUUUCUAAAAUCGAGUGAGGGCAGCGAGGCAUUGUCUCUAGCUCAGAAAUUGACCGCUGAAAAUGCCGAUGACUUCGAGAUUCAAGGUUCUAAAGGCACUUAUAGAUUGCAGAUACAACCAGCGGAUGGAGGACUAGGCACCGAGAAUUCGGAUGGCAGCAUAAGGCAUGAUCAGGUUUUGUCCAAUGGUCUUCUUCAGGACAUACUAGCUGCCAUAGAGCAGCCGGAAAACGGUGUUAUACAAAUACAAGGUUUACCGCAGGCGCAACAGUUGAAUAAAGUUUUCGGUCCUGAUCUGCCACAAGAAAUUGGUGUUACCAAUGGUCAUUUUAUCACCGUAGACAAUCAAGCGCAAAAUAACAAAUUGCAAAAUCGAGUCGAAAAAGUAAGCGAUAGAGAUGAGGGUAAAAAUUAUUUACCAAGCCCAUCAUCAGUGGCUUUGUUCUUUGAUACUAAAUAUGGCGAAUCGAGAAAAGAGAUUAGGUCGGUGUUGAAAAACGAGACACAAGCCACGAGGGAAAAUAAGCAAGACAACAAUAAAACAAAAUCCUCAUAAAUUAAUUCAUAAGUGCCUUUGUGAAAAUAUUUUAUAGUAUUCUUAAUAUAGCCUCAAUCGCUCUGAGAUUCUCUUUGCAGAGACUUAUCGAUUUCCAUUUCUGAGAGAGAAGAUACCGCUGCUAACGUGAUGCCAUUUAUUUUCUUUGCUUGUGAUUAAUUAAGAAAAUAUCUCGGCAAAAUGUCGACCUUUCAUAUUAAAACUGUGUUGCUAUAUUUGCGACACAAUUUCAAAUGUUUCUUGCAUAUUCGAAUAAGAACAUGUAACGUUCUAACUCUACCAGUUCUUCGUUUUUUUUUUUUUUAUAUAACCACAAGCAUGAACGAUCUUUCUAUGCAUCAAUAUAUUAAGAUUUCUAUUCCCAUAAAAGUUGAGAUAAAUUGACGUUUUGCAAUUCAAUGAAGCUCUCUAGUAACUUGUCUGAUUACUUUAUUUCUAAAAAAUUGUUGGAGCAAAGACAUGAGAUUGCGUAAUUUUUGAUAGCAGGAGACGCGCUGAGAAACUGAAAUUAGAAGGCAUGAUGAUAUGCACGAGCAUGAAACGAGAGUUUAUGCAAUCUUUUUUAUUUUACUUUCACACAAGCAAGCGAAAGUGAUAAUUACUUGUUGGACAGUACCGAUAAUACUUAUUAAACGAAUUAUCUGUUUACUUAAGAAUUUCUCGCCUAUCACUAGGAUUACCGGGACGAUUGUAGAAGACGCUGGUAUUUUAUCGCAAGAAGAUUUAUAAGUGCUCACAUUUUUUAUUAGGUCAAACGUUUGCUAAGAUUUGAUCAGGGAUCCAAACGAUUCUUCCGACUUUUCCGUGUCCUCGCGUCAGCGGCUUAUCUUAUCCUUCUCCGUGAAAAUCUCGUUGACUCGAUAGUUGUUUCGAGUACGAAGAAAAUUUAUUUAAUAUUGAACGAGAUUUUUGCCGGAAUACUGAUAAAUCGAUGUCACCACCUUCGGUAAGUUUCGAAAGAGGUGGCAAUGUCUGGCAUUCGCUGCUCUCGCACAAUGCAUGAAAACGUUAAGCGCGGUACGAGGCGCACUACGCGACGUUUAUUAACACCUAUGUAGGUCAAUAGGUUACGGCACCGCUCUCGCGAAGUCUUCGUAUGGCUAGCGAUGCAUACGGUGUACCCCGCGUAAAGUCACUUGAUCGGUGGAGAUUGAUCGGCGAUCAAGUAUCUUUCGCGGUUUUAGCCUUCACCGAGGUGAAAGUUCAGAACCUCAUUUAACGACCCGGCGAAACAGCGCCAGGUUCGCAUGAGAAUCUCGUCCCGAGUGAAAACGCAUUGCUCGUCCCUGCAGGCGCGUGCAAGCUUGGUUUUACAUGCCUUUGUGACGAUAACCGGUGGAUGCGGAUGCCUAUUACCGUCUAGUCCGCUGUUAGGUGCGUGCGAAGAAAUACACACACACGCCGUACGCGUGCUUGGGGCCGUGCACGGCGGAAACGCGGAGCAACCUCUAAACGUCGAUUACCAUCGGGCACGAGAGAACGCAAGCGAUGUACGUACGUUACUUCCUUCCGCCGCUCGCACUAUUAACGACUUUUACGCGACUCAGGAUUCGCAGUUCUGCCCGUAAGUUGAAAAUGAGCGCCUGUCGUGAAAGCGCACCCGUUAAAAUCCCGAGUAUGGCAUAAUCUUAAAGUUCUUGCAUUUUUAUGCCCUUUCGCCUGACAAACGGUUAUGCAUAACUUGGUGUAUUGCAGAUACGUAAAAUAAGUAGAGCGUAUAGUUUUAAGAGACGCUCAUUGUUACAAAGUACGCAGUGACGAUACUGCCAAGCCAUAAAACACAUCUACUUGCUCCUAACCCAUAUCCACCUUUUUAGGAUUUUAAUUUAUAUGCCUUUUAUUAGGACAUUAAUUUAUAUUUUAUAUAUGCAAAGUUUAUAUCCGAUGAGCAAUUAAUGCGAUCACUCGCCGGAUAUAAGCGAUUAUUAGCCUGUAUUCUUAAUAUAUUCUCCUCGUGUAAAUAUAUGAAUACUUUGUAAUUAAAGCUUAAUUAUUAUUUCUGUUCCUUCCCUCAUCCUAUUUUAAUCUAUUAUAUGUGCAAUCAAUUUGACAACGUAAAUGUUUCCAAGUAUUCCAUCAUCAGUAAUCAGAACAAAAAAUUUUACUAAUUGACCGAUCAAAUGUUUCAUGUCAACUAAAUAGAAUAAUGAACGUGACAAUGAAAAAUGUAAUUACAAUUCUUAUAUAAUAUACUUUUUUCUCUAUGCCAUUAA
This is a messenger RNA of Monomorium pharaonis (pharaoh ant), 8293 nucleotides long. RefSeq names its product methyl-CpG-binding domain protein 6. Bases 2655 to 6080 code for a protein of 1141 amino acids. The transcript has 2 exons. The record is from RefSeq and is a predicted model, not a curated record. NCBI's taxonomy places the organism in Eukaryota, Metazoa, Arthropoda, Insecta, Hymenoptera, Formicidae.